Molecule: messenger RNA, 501 nt
Organism: Cylicocyclus nassatus
Lineage: Eukaryota; Metazoa; Nematoda; Chromadorea; Rhabditida; Strongylidae
Source: the annotation of a GenBank genome assembly
AUGCAACAUUCUCUUUCGUAUCUUUGCGUUGACACGUGUCCUCAUUUUGUUGGUUCCCGAAAUUUUGCUUGUGUCGUACUUUCCACUGUCUACGCUGAAAUGCGACUGUACACACUGUUAAUAGCAACAUUAUUGGCCGCAGCAUGUAUGGCAGUACCGUUCCGGAUCGCUCGAGUGUAUCCUGCAAUGCUCAGACGAAUACCACAGUAUGAUGAUAGUGACGAAGUCCUCUUGAUGAUCCCACGAUUCCGACAACGACGAUCGCAGCCUAUCAUCGACUACACGGACGAGUUCUCAGCAGAUCCAUUCGAGGUGCCAGAGAAUGCCGCUGAACAAAGGCCGAAGAACCUAGCCGUGUUGGAUCUCUACUAGUAAUUUUAUUUAGUUUUAUUUAAAAUUUAUUCUUCGGCUUUCAUAACUGGAUCUCACUAAUCAGUGUAUGAACGUUGAGUACAUAUCAUGUUAAGUUAUGUGUUCUACGGUUGUGAAUAAAUAUGCGAU